UCGUAACUUGCUGGAAGAGUAGGAGUCAGGCAGCUGUUCGUGUUUUUAGUUGUGCAGAUCAUCUGCUUGGAAAUCGGUCAGACAUUCUGCCGGUUCAGUUCUAAUCAGCAGGAUUCAGCAUGGCCACCAACAAUACACUCAAUGCAACUUUGCCCGAUUACUUCUACGACAAAUGUCUCGAACCGGGUCUCUUGCUUCCGUUCUUCGACGAGUCCAAAUGGAAUAUGGGAGUGCGGGCCUUCCUGUACCUGCUGGCCCUGCUAUACUGCUUUCUGGGCAUCGCCAUCAUCGCCGACAUCUUCAUGUGUGCCAUCGAGAAAAUCACUAGCAAAACGCGCAAAAUCAUGCUGUCGACAUCCAACGAGCUGGAGCCAGAGGUCAUCGAGGUCAAGGUCUGGAAUGACACGGUGGCCAACCUCACACUGAUGGCCCUUGGUUCCAGUGCACCUGAGAUUCUAUUGUCCAUCAUAGAGAUUGUGGGCAACAACUUCGAAUCUGGAGCCUUAGGACCCGGAACCAUUGUAGGUUCCGCAGCUUUCAACUUGCUCGUCAUCUGUGGCGUGUGCAUAAUGGCUUUACCGGCAGGCGAAACGAGAAGAAUUCGUGCAUUCAGCGUGUUCAGCGUGACAGCGUUUUUCAGCGUAUUUGCAUACAUUUGGCUCCUGAUCAUCCUCCUCGGAGUCACCCCUCAUGUGGUGGAAGUGUGGGAGGCUGUUGUAACUUUUCUGUUCUUCCCAGUCCUUGUAGGCAUCAGUUAUGCUGCAGAUAAAGGUCUUUUCAAGGUCAAAAUGCUUGGCAAGCCCUCCAAACAGAUGGAAGUGGAUUCAGUGACAGGUACAGUAAAGAAAGAGGAAUAUUUUCCGAAGGGUCAGCUGAACAAAGAUACUCUUGUUAAAUUUAUAAAGGAAGUCCGCAAACACCCAGCCUUGACGGCGGAAGAUGCUGCCUGCUUGGCGGCCGCCAGGCUCGUGGAAGAGAGCGAACAUACAAGAAUGUGGUACAGGAUUGGCGCCAUUCGCGAUUUGUCGGGAAGCAAGAAACCCAAACCCAGUCUCAGCAAGAAGCUCAAGAAGGUUUACAGUCUGCUCGGUCAAGAGGGAGAUCAGGUGGACAGCAAAGCAAUAGCUCCCGAGGAGCAGAAGGACAUUCCAGUACUGGAUUUCAAGGCGGCAACGGCAGCAGUGAUGGAAAAUGCGGGAAAAGUUGCCGUCAAAGUGAAGCGGCACGGAAAAACCAGUGGAAUCGCUAGAUGCAGGGUGGAGACCAUUGAUGGUACCGCCGUGGCAGGGGAGGACUACGUUCCCCUGAAGGAAAUCCUCACUUUCCAGGACGGCGAAUUGGAGAAGGAAAUACACGUUGAGAUUGUGGACGACAACCAAUGGGAACCGGACGAGACCUUCUUCUUGAAGCUGUGCAUCCUGCCCGAGGAUGUCGGACAAGUGAUGUUGGGAAGGGUCUGCAUUAUGGAAAUCACUAUCCUCAACGAUGAUGAACCCGGUGUUCUACAAUUCAAGCGACGAGGUCUGUUGGUUCAAGAGAGCAUUGGUACUGCCCUUAUUCCUGUCGUCCGAACCAAUGGAGUGGACGGUGUAGUGACCGCCAAAUGGCGUACCAUCGACAGGACUGCAGUUUCCGGCAAAGACUACAUCGGAGGCGAAGGAGAAAUCACCUUUGAGCACGGAGAAUCGGAAAAGAACAUCGAAAUUCCCAUUGUCGACGAUUUCAAUGCGGAGAAGGACGAACACUUCGAAGUUGAACUGUUCGAUCCAGUAGGAGGCGCCAGCAUCGGGCAGGUGAACAGAUCAACGGUGACGAUCACAAAUGAUGAUGAUUUCAAUUCGAUCGUCAACAGAGUUGCUGUCAUGACUAAUGUGAACGUAGAUAACGUGAGACUGCAGUCUGAGACAUGGGGGGAACAAUUCAGAGCGGCUCUCACUGUGAAUGGCGGCGACCUAGAAAAUGCUACGACACUGGAUUACGUCCUUCAUUUCCUGACAUUCGGAUGGAAGUCUAUCUUUGCACUUGUACCACCAACUGGUAUUUGUGGUGGCUGGCUCACUUUCUUCAUAUCUCUGAUCCUGAUUGGCGUCUUGACGGCGAUUGUUAGUGAUUUGGCUACUAUUUUCGGAUGCCUCGUUCACUUGGACGAUGCCGUGACUGCAAUCACGUUUGUUGCUCUGGGUACAUCUCUUCCGGAUCUUUUUGCAUCGAUGGCGGCAGCAAGGCAAGAAAAGUACGCCGACAAUGCAAUUGGCAAUGUGACUGGAAGUAACUCUGUGAACGUCUUUCUUGGACUUGGAUUGCCAUGGCUGAUUGCAAGCAUAUUCUGGGCCUCUAAAGAUCAAGCAUUUAGAGUAGAAGCAGGAACUCUGGGCUUCAGUGUUGCCAUUUAUUCUGCUUUGGCGAUUGCAUGCAUCUCUCUUAUUGUGGCAAGGAGAUAUAUGGCUGUGCUAGGAAGAGCAGAACUCGGUGGCCCUCGCAAUGUAGCAUUAGGAUGUGCUAUUGCAAUGAUUUCAAUGUGGUUCUUGUAUGUUAUGCUAUCAUCACUUGAGGCAUACGGUUACUUUCAUUUCUAAACAAAAGACAUGGGUUGAACAUUGAAAAAUUAAUCAUCCCCUUGUCUGGAAUAUAUCAUCUGUAAAUAUUAUUCAGUUUAAUUUUUUUUUAUUCUUAUUUUAUUUGAUGAGGAAUUUAUCUCAUUUCUUGAGAAUAUUUUUGAUGUUUAAAUGAUUCAGUUAUUUGAUGCAUUGAAUUUUAAAAUUUUCUUGAUAAGAGCUUACAACAUGAUGAAUUUAAUUAUAAAUUGCAAAUGCACAUUUAUUUUAAAAAUUUUAUUAAAAA
Argiope bruennichi is the source of this 2841-nucleotide messenger RNA. RefSeq names its product sodium/calcium exchanger 2-like. Gene Ontology annotation, biological process: transmembrane transport; calcium ion transport; cell communication. The record is from RefSeq and is a predicted model, not a curated record. Bases 120 to 2576 code for a protein of 818 amino acids. Gene Ontology annotation, cellular component: membrane. Lineage: Eukaryota; Metazoa; Arthropoda; Arachnida; Araneae; Araneidae. The transcript is spliced from 12 exons. Gene Ontology annotation, molecular function: calcium:sodium antiporter activity.